Molecule: messenger RNA, 1427 nt
Organism: Nomascus leucogenys (northern white-cheeked gibbon)
Lineage: Eukaryota; Metazoa; Chordata; Mammalia; Primates; Hylobatidae
Source: RefSeq, a predicted model, not a curated record
AUGGCAAGAGCGAGCAGUGGUGCUGAUGUUGAGAGAAGCCCAGGGUACCACUAAUUGAGGGAGUGAGGAAGAGAGCAGCUCGCUUCUAACUGGACUGCACGUUGGUGACAGCAUCCCGAGCUGGUGACAGACCCCCUCUGUAACUUUCAGCUAGAUUCAGCCACCAGAUCCCAGAAACAUGACCCUUGCUGCCUACAAAGAGAAGAUGAAGGAGCUCCCGCUGGUGUCCUUGUUCUGUUCCUGCUUCCUGGCCGAUCCCCUGAAUAAGUCGUCCUACAAAUAUGAAGGCUUGUGUGGGAGACAGUGUAGGAGGAAGGAUGAAAGCCAGCGGAAAGACAGUGCUGACUGGAGAGAAAGAAGAGCGCAGGCAGACACGGUGGACCUGAAUUGGUGUGUCAUUUCCGACAUGGAAGUCAUCGAGCUGAACAAAUGCACCUCGGGCCAGUCCUUUGAAGUCAUCCUGAAGCCACCCUCCUUUGAUGGGGUGCCCGAGUUCAACGCCUCCCUGCCCAGGCGGCGAGACCCAUCCCUGGAAGAGAUCCAGAAGAAACUAGAAGCGGCUGAGGAGCGAAGGAAGUACCAGGAAGCGGAGCUCCUGAAACACCUAGCAGAGAAACGGGAACAUGAGAGAGAGGUGAUCCAAAAAGCCAUUGAGGAAAACAACAACUUCAUCAAGAUGGCUAAGGAAAAACUGGCCCAGAAGAUGGAAUCCAACAAGGAGAACAGGGAGGCCCACCUCGCCGCCAUGUUGGAACGGCUGCAAGAGAAGGAACCGCCUGCUGCGCGGUGACUCCCGGGACCUGAUCGGUGGCCUCGUCCCAUGGACAAGCACGCCGAGGAGGUGCGGAAAAACAAGGAGCUGAAGGAAGAGGCCUCCAGGUAAAGCCCAGAGGCCAAAGAACUUUCCAGGUCAGCCGGACAGCUCCAGCAGCUCCACGUUCCAGGCAGUCUCGCCCGCCGGCUGCGCUCCCAGCACUGGGGUUUGGGGGGAGGGGGGUGGCCAAGGGGCGUUUCCUCUGCUUUUGGUGUUUGUACAUGUUAAGAAUUGACCAGUGAAGCCAUCCUAUUUGUUUCCGGGGAACAAUGACGGGGUGGGAGAGGGGAGAGGAGAGAGUUUGGGAAAGGGAGAUGGAGAAGAACUCAAGGACGUUGCAAUCCUGCCCGGCGCAGAUCAGAUUUUCACAUCUCUAUCUGGACAUUGAGCCUCCAGGCACCAUGUUGAGGAGAGAUGAAAACCAGGGCAGUAGAACUUCAGGGUGAAGGACAGAGUCCUGUGUGGGGCAGCGGCUGCAGGGCGCACCAGAGAACACAGCCAGAGGGGGUGUGAAGACCAGAGGUGUUGCUUCCGCCCUGCAGCAGGUGGGAUGAGGUCUGUGUGUGUGUGUGAACCAUCAUUUUUUGAUCAUCAUGACCAAUGAAACAUUGAC